CUCGGAUUCAAGGAGGGUUAAGCUUCGACGUCGGGCGUUGCUGCAUCAAGUCACGAAAGCAUUCACCACGUUUCCACCGAAAGAAAGACAUGGCAGAAGAAACACCGCAUAUCGGCGAGCUCGCUUCAGCUAUACAAUCUGCAUCAAUACAGCAUCAUCCGUCGCCCGAACAUGACAUCAAUCCGUCAACAGCCGCUUCGCUGAAGACACCAGUCCGAUUGGACGAGGACGCCAACGAUGCAAUCGACGACUCAGAUCUAGAAGAAGACGAAGUACCACUGAAUGUUCUGCGGCCGCUUCCGAGGCGGCAAGGGAUGCCUCCAUUGCCUGAUAUGCGCUUCGAGCAAAGCUAUCUGCGCAGCAUUGAGAAAGCGGAUAAUUGGAUGGGCGUAGCAUAUAUCACGUUCAGAGAUCAGAUCAUGCUCCCACUCCUACAAGGCUUUACCUGGUCACUAAUCGUAUUCGGAUGGAGACAUUGGAACAGAGCAAGUCAGUUCUCGGGGGCGACGAUUGGAGCGCGGAUACGUAGAUGGUGGUGGGGCGUCAACAAUUGGAGGAUACCAGACGAGAAGCGAAACAUGAGCAACAAAAGGCUAGCUGCAGACGUUCGAGACUUUUAUGAGUUCAAGUUCUCGAAUGCAGGCUCGGACUAAGGUUUGCACGAACCCUCCCGAUUUCCGUGGAAUGGCAAAUGAGCAGAUACCCUCCAGACACAUGUGCGUGUACUAGCGAAAGAGUACCGGAAAUAUACGUAUGGCUAGCAUCGACAUAUCCUUUCACAUCCAUUCGUUUCCGGGUUGUAUCUUACAACUUCUCUCCGCAGGUUCAUUGUCCGUUAUGCGAUUUCUGCGGCUUCUCUUGCAUCGAAUAUCCUAUGCGCACUAGAGACUUUGUAGAAGGGAGCUGGACCCCCCGCCUCCCAACUAGAAGGUCCGUGGUUUACAAGACAUGGUUUACAUGCUCAAAGCGGAGUAAUGGUAGAUGCCGCUUGCGAACCCCUUACGUGAUUUUUACAUUACGGCAUGCGUUGCUUAAAAGCUUGGAGAGAAGUGGUCCUAUGCGAAAACGAGAUGGAACUGUACUUAUAAUACAGCAUACUGAACACACAGAUGCACAACAAUACAGAUCAAACAGAUAGCAGUGUUGUCUCACGUUAUCUUAAAUCCAUAGAUAUUUCUGGGCACGUUUGUCGCAACCCUCUCUUGCAGUGAGGAGCCGGCAAGAAUUUGAUCUACCAUCAACUUUGCUCCUUUUAA
Verruconis gallopava is the source of this 1256-nucleotide messenger RNA. RefSeq lists its product as uncharacterized. The record is from RefSeq and is a predicted model, not a curated record. The coding region runs from base 90 to 653 and encodes 187 amino acids. NCBI's taxonomy places the organism in Eukaryota, Fungi, Ascomycota, Dothideomycetes, Venturiales, Sympoventuriaceae. Gene Ontology annotation, molecular function: mitochondrion autophagosome adaptor activity. Gene Ontology annotation, biological process: mitophagy. The transcript is spliced from 3 exons.